Molecule: messenger RNA, 2902 nt
Organism: Bufo gargarizans (Asiatic toad)
Lineage: Eukaryota; Metazoa; Chordata; Amphibia; Anura; Bufonidae
Gene: MMP19
Product: matrix metallopeptidase 19
Exons: 9
Coding region: 91-1506 (471 amino acids)
Biological process (GO): collagen catabolic process; extracellular matrix organization; proteolysis
Cellular component (GO): extracellular matrix
Molecular function (GO): metalloendopeptidase activity; zinc ion binding
Source: RefSeq, a predicted model, not a curated record
UGGCAGGACUCUUAAAGGCUUGCAGGGGGAACCAAGAGCAAGAAGCAGAGGCUAAGUCACCAGGACCUCUGCAGAAAAGACAACUUCAGGAUGCUGUUGCUGCUUCUACUGGGGGCUCUUGCCUUCUCUGCUUAUGCUGCUACCCUAGUAGAUCCUAAUGCUGAAGAAGAAGCCUUGAAAUACUUAAAGCAGUUUGGAUACUUACAGAAGCCACUUGAAAGUGACAGUGAGGAAUUCAGUCCUGAAGAAACCGAGGAAGCUCUAAGAAUUUUCCAGCUGGCUUCUCAGUUACCCGGAACAGGGGUCCUGGACAAUGAUACCAUGGAGAAGAUGAACCAGCCUCGGUGUGGAUUAGAAGACCCAUUUAACCAGAAAACAUUGCGAUAUCUGCUAUUAGGUCGAUGGAGAAAAAAGAACUUGACUUAUCGCAUAUAUAAUUAUACAUCAGACAUGACAAAAGAUGAGGUGAGGACUGCCAUCAAAGCUGCUUUUAAAUACUGGAGUGAAGUCACCCCUCUGAUAUUCAAGGAGAUCACAUAUGGAAGAGCAGACAUAAGAAUUUUAUUCCACAGGAAGGGAGAGAGCUGUUCACGUCCAUUUGAUGGCCCUGGGAAAGUCCUGGCACAUGCCGAUAUCCCUGAGCUUGGCACGGUACAUUUUGAUGAAGAUGAGUAUUGGACUGAGGGAACCUACCUUGGAGUCAAUCUACGAAUCAUUGCAGCACAUGAACUAGGCCAUGCCUUGGGCUUAGGUCACUCUCGCUUUGCUAGUGCGCUGAUGGCUCCUGUUUAUGCCGGAUAUAGACCUAACUUUCGUCUUCAUGAUGAUGAUAUAAAAGGGAUUCAGGCCUUGUACGGUAAAAACAGCUACAAGGAAGUUGAGAAACAUGUCACAACCAUUGCACCUACUGUUUCUCCAACUCCCACCAGUCUGAUGCCUGAUCCAUGCCAGGACAACCUAGAUGCCAUGAUUCUUGGGCCUGACAGUAAAACAUAUGCCUUUAAAGGAGACUAUGUGUGGACAGUCACAGACUAUGGCAUUGGUCCUCUCAUGAAAAUCCAGUCCCUAUGGAAAGGGUUACCAGGAAACUUAGAUGCUGCCGUCCACUCGAAACGCACCAAGAGAACAUAUUUCUUUAAAGGAAGCAAAUUAUGGAGGUACACUGACUUUAAACUGAACUAUGGAUACCCUAAAUAUUUAACUAGGGUACCCCCAAACAUUGGAGCAGCCUUAUACUGGGAAGGAAACCAGAAGAUAUUCUUGUUUAAGGGUGAGGAGUAUUGGCAGUGGGAUGAGUUGGCCUGGAGUAGCCUGAGUCCCAAGAAAAUCUCAAGUCUAUUCACGGGUAUUCCAAGUAAGCUGGAUGCAGCUCUGACCUGGAAGAAUGGAAAGAUUUACUUCUUUAAAGGAGACAAGUAUUGGAGAGUGAACAAGCAGCUACGUGUAGACCGUGGAUACCCACUGAGCAAGGCGGAGCGGUGGAUGCAGUGCUACCAUAUGGAUUAAUGGAAAAUAAGUGCAAUAGCCUUACUUAAUCACAUGCAGCAGUCACUGAUGAUGAAGUUCACCACAAAGAAUAAAACUUAGACUGAUAAAUGUUGCACUCUGAGACGAGCUCACCCAUUGGAAAGCGAGCCAGUAAUACUCAAGACAUUAAAGACAUUUAAGACAAUGUUAAAAAUAACAAUUUCUUGUAAGACAAUGAAAGGACACUUUCUUUACACAUUCAGAGGUUUUCUGACUCCUUGGAGAUCAUGCUACUGUUACUUAUUGCUGGUUCAGCUCCUGGACCAAUGAGCAAGCACAGCCGAAAGAACUUGAUAACUAAACACCGCCGCCUAUGGACAAACAUCAAUACUGCAAUGCAUAUCAAAGUUGUAGAAUGUAAAUGGAUACUUCUGCAACUUCAGAUUGUAAAAAUCCAGCCAUGUAACAUAUAUAUAUAUAUAUUUAUAUAAAGCAUUGUUAGAUUGAAUGGUUUUGAUGUUAAAACAGGGACAGGUUGACAUGCUAGUGAGUUUGCAUCCAUAUUUUAGGAAUUUUCAUUAUAUCUGGGCAUGUAUCUUUUUAAGGGAUUUUUCAGAAUUAUUUAAAUGGAGUUUUCUGAGACCUAAAUGCUGAUGACCUAUCCUCUGGUCAUCCUCCUCUAGAGGAAAGGUCAUCAGUGUAAAACUGCCAGAAAACCACUGUAAUGGUGCUGUCAGGGAGUAGAAAUAACACCACUCUUGUUCAUGGGCUGAGUCUAGUAUUGCACCUUAGAACCAUUAUCUAACCCUGAAAACACCUUUAACGGGUAAUUUUGGAAGCGUAUGAUAUUCAUUUAAUGUUAACAGAUCAUUAAAGGGAUUGUCCCAUUACAAAAACUGAUCCCCUAUCCAUAGGACAGGGAAUAAGUGUCUGAUCGGUGAGGGCCCAUCUGCUGUGGCCCCACUGACAAGGAAAAUGGAGCCUAUAUUCCCAGGGGAUUCACAUGCGCGCUUCUGCUCCAGUCAACUCUAUGGGGCUGCCGGAGAUAGCUGAGCACUUGUUCUCUGCUGUCUCUGCAUUGCCAUUGAGCACCAAACACACAUGUCUACACCUAUUUAAAUGGGGAAACACGGCCCCCAUUCUCGUGAUCAGCAGGGGUCCCAGCAGCUGGACCCCUUUGAUUUAGAUGCUUCCCUAUCCUGUGAAAAGGGGAAAAAUUGUUAUAAUAAUCCCUUUAAAUUGAAAUCUUGUGCUUCUUGGUUGCUCUGCAUUUAGAGGAUAUAUCUGCUGACUUGCAGCAUGUGUACAUCUACAUCAUCUAGGCCUGUAUAAUAAUGUGCAUGCAUUUGCCCUCCACAUGGUCUGCAGUGCCUCCUGCUGGCAGGUGACACAAAAUUACAUUUAAAAAAGUAAAUUAAAUAUGGUUAAAAUAAAA